AAUUACAUAACAGAUUACAAAUUUCUUGUUUGUAUUUCAACAGUGAAGUUAUUUACUUUUUAUUUAAAAUUUGACAUGAUCUAAAGAUUCAUUAAAAAAAAUAUGAAAUCUGAUCUCAAUAUUAUAGAUGAUCAAACAAAAACUACCCUUUCUAAAAACGAUAUUAAAGUUAUUUGCAUAUUGAUCUCUAUGGUUAUACCAUUUUAUACUGCAGUUGAAAUAUCGACUUUUAUAUGUGAUCAGUUUACUUUCUACAGUUUCCUAACACAGCGUGGAUUACCUUAUGGAUAUGGUAUAUCUACUGAUGGAAAUAAUUCUACAGAAAUAAAACUCAAACAACACGAUGCUCAAAAGCAAACAUCAUUAGUACAGUCAUCAAAUAACUUUGCAGCAGUUGCUCCUGGUUUAAUAUCUACUCUAUUAGUUGGUUAUAUAUCAGAUCGUUUUGGACGAAAAAUUGCUUUAGGAAUCCUCAUAGCUGGAGAAGCUGCACAAGUGGUGGCUGUCGCUGUUGUAGUUUUCUUUCGUUUAACACCAUGGGCAUUAGUUGCUUCAAAUGUACUAGAAGGUUUAAUUGGUGGUGGUUUACUAUCAGCUAUUGCUCAAUUCUCCGUUUGUAUUACAGAUUUAACGAAUUAUGAUCAACUUAAAAAAUUUACAUCUAUUCCGAAAUCUGUGUAUGAACGUCGACGUUGGAUAUUUUUAACACUUAUUGAUGGUUUAGCUUGUUUAAGUUUGGCAAUCGCUAGUAUGAUUGCAGGUUCAUUAAUUCAUACAUAUGGUUUCAAUAUUACAAUGAUGGUUUGUAUUCUAAUCUAUUUACCAGUUAUAAUAUUGAUAUUCUUUUUACCUGAAACAAAUAAUGUUAAACAAUUAAAAUAUGAUACUGAAGUCAAUGUAUAUAAUCAUGAUAAACUACCAAAUAAUGUACAUUUAACAAAAAUGAAAUUAACUUGUUGGCAAAUAUUUUAUCAGAAAAUUAAACAAACAAUAAUGACUGUAAUAUCUUCCAAUCCAGUUUUAAUAAUAAUCUUAGGAAUUCUAUUUAUUGUAUCUGUUUCGGCAAUGGUAGAUUCACCAUUUGUUACGGUAUACUUAAUGAGUGAACCAUUUUGGUGGAAUUCAAGGAAGCUAGGAUUAAGCAAUGGUAUAACAGAAGCAUGUUCAGCAUUAUUAUCUAUAAUAAUUGUAAAUAUACUGGCAAGAAUUCAAUUAUCUCAAUCAACAAGUUUGAAUAAUAAAAACAAUCAUGAAUUGAAUGAUGAUAAUGAUGAUGACGACAAUAAUCUGACUGAAAAUAAAAUCAAUUUUAAGUUUCAGAAUACAUUGUUCAAUUUACUAAUAUUUGCAUUAAGCUUAAUGUUCUUAAAUAGAAUUAUGAUGACAAUAGCAUAUUUGUUCUCAUCGUUUACAGCGAAUAUAAUUGUUUAUAUUGGCUUAGUUCCGAAACUAGCGAAGAAUAUUAAUUUCCCUUUAUUGCGUACACUGAUCACUAAUUGGAGUGGGACUCAGCGAACAGGUUUGAUUCUUUCAUUCGCUUCCUUCAUAUCAAGAAUCGGUCUAUUAAUCAGUGUAAGCGCUUUACCUUUGGUUUAUUCAGCUACUCUUUCACACUUUCCUGGUGCUGUCUUUCUUGUAUGCGCAUCAAUGUUAUUUGUUGCAACAUGUGCAGCAAUGUAAGUAAAACUUUGAUUUCUAUUAUUUUAGCAUAUUUUUGAUUAAGUAGGGUAACCAUGAUAGUAACAAAAACUUAUUUUACACUUCAUGGUCUUAAACAUAGAAAUUUUAAAUUUAAAGGACAUACAUCUUGAGAAAACUUUAUACAGUGUCCUAGUAGAAUAACUGUUUGAUUAGCUACAUUAUAUUUUAAUAAACAUGAGUACUCGGUAUAUUAUUAGAAAGUGGUACAGUUAUACACUGAAAUAUAUUGGUUAUUAUGAGAUAUUACUAGUUCUUAAUUUUAGUUGCUAGUUCUAAUCAGGGUGAAAGAAAUUAGAUUUUGAUGUUUACAUAUUCCUGUGAUCGAUCUAAUUGGAUUUCGUAUUAGAGGGAAUAAGCUAUUUAGUGGUUGAUUAAGUGACUACAGUCAAUGUUAUUGAUGAGUCAAAUCAUUGUCAUAAAGGUAUUACAAACCGUAAUAAACUUUAAUUUGUGAAAUAAUACUACAUUCAAGAACCAUAAUUUAGCAACUAUGAAACUCAUGUUAAAACUAUGAGACUGCCACAAACAUAUAUCACCAUUCUCCCCAAGCUUUAAAAUGGGAUGAAUAUUAGGAAAGUUGGAACUUUCAGAAUACUUUAUUUAUAUCCUUUAUUGUAUAAUUAGUUGAUAUUACAUUUCUAUAUUCGCCUCAUGGUAAAUUUAAAUAAUAAUUCAAUGAUGAGUAGCUAACAAACUGACAUUUAAUGGUUCCGUUUAAGUAAAUUUCUCAUGUAAAGACUGGAAAACGCUUACAAACAAGAUAAGCUUCAAACAUGUUCUUCUUUUAAUAAAAAAUUGCAUAAGAUGAAAAUCAGCCGAAAAUUACUCGAGGACAUGUCCAAUUAGUUGUUUAGGGAAGCUUUGAAAUUAUAUGUAUCAUAUCGAAGACAUGUUGACAGAUUUAUUCAUAAUCAAAUCGUUGUAUUUUAGAGAUUACUAAUAUGUUGAUUUGAAGUAUAUUGAAGCAUGUGAAAAUUAAUCUAUGAGUAAAUGAUUGCUGAUAAAUAAAUUGUAAUCAUAAGGCUCACAAAAAUGUAAACUUUUUCUUUUACCUGAUCUUGAAACUUUCAAUUUUAUAGAGUUGUAGAGGCUACUACUGUUUAUUGAGAAGGAAGCAUUUAUAGGUGUACAGAAAUCUUGCAUUUGUAUCUUUUUCAAAAACAUCUAACCAAAUUUUGAGAAACAUUUCAAAAUUUAGGUUACAUAUGAGUUGUUUUUACAGACUAGCAUUAAACUCAGUAACAGAUAGUUCUAUCAAUUACACGACUUUUCGUCUCAUCAGAAUAAUGGAUGCUAAAUUAACAUUUGAAACGAUGGGAGCGGGGAUUGAAUAUUAUUAUCAGAAAAGAGUUACAUUUAACUGACAAGUUGCAGAUAGAUCGAAAUAAGCAUCCUGAAUUCCAUUAAUAACCACAAUCAUAGAUAAUGCUCUUGACUUAUAAAAGCAUUAGUACAUAUAAAUGUUUUGAGAAUAUACACAUCCAAGAUGUACUUACGAUGGCUACAGCAAUAAAAUCAAAUAUAAAUGUACUCAGCAAAGGUGGACAGUGGUUAGCAGUGGAAUCCAAGACGCUCAUUUCAUCCUAUUUGAGACUCGUUAGCUGGAUGUACCUGCAUCUCAGAGUUGAUGUUCACUAUGGGACUCGAACACAGUAACAUUCGCUUCAAACACCAUCGCGUUAUCCACUCAGCUACAGACUGAUCAAUUGCAGUCUUAAAGCUCAAUAGGAAGAUACAAGCAAAACAAUCACAAGUGAAUAUAAAUGUACUAACUUUUGAAUACCUUAUAAAGUUUCAAUAUUUUAACUUGAUUGAAUCUUUUUGUUUGAUAUUGAAAAUCAAUUUUAGUUCACUUCCAUUCCUGGCGAAAUACAAAAACAUGAACGUGAGAAUCUAAAAAGAAAAAAAUAACAAUUACUGGUUGUUUUUAAAAAAAAAUUAACAAUGAUGAAAGUUGUCAACGUCCCUUAUACAUUAUUGUAUAUUCAUGAGAUGAUAUGAUCAUGUAUCUGUUUUAUCAUGCUAAAGAUUCGAACCAAAAAUGACUACUUUCAUUUAUUAGAUUGUAUUUUUUGAAAUUACUCUAAAUUAGCUUAAUGAUUACAUGGAAUGAAAGGACAAAAGUUGGUUGAUUUAUUCAUUAUGAUUUUUAUCCAACAUUAAUUCUGUUUGAUAAUCAAUCAGUAUAGUAUUUGUUUCGUUUAACCCUAUGACAUUUUAUUCUGUAUAAUAUACGAUAUUCUUGUAUGAAUUAUUUUUCAUAUAUGUGAUUUAUUCUGAUUAUUAAUCGAAAAUGGGUGUACAAACCAAUAUAUAAAUGAGUGUAUUUCCGACUAGACUGGUUGGUAUCGCUCGUGCUUUUGGAUAAUUGCGAAAUAUACUUCCCCGUUCCAAACUUGGACUUCUCUCUAGUUAGUGGGGACGGAAUGUAUCAGAAAUAUCUAGCUUAUUGGUCUUUGGUUACAGAGUCUUAGUUCCGUUCGCAAACAAGGUUUUCUGCAAUUUUUGAAAGAUUUUCCAUACUGGUUAUGAUAUCAGCACCAGUCGGGGUUAUCCGUCUCGUGGUUUAGAGACACAUCGCUUACGUGAAGUGCUUCUUCGAGGGGUAUGAGACCGUUUACGUUCGUUACGAAAAUUAAGAUAACGUGUAAGUAUGACAUAACUCUGUUAUGUCAUCCUGUGUCGUUCGACGCCUUUCUUUGACUGAAGAAAACUCGGCAUCAGAGGAUUUUGUGAUUUCUAAAAUGCGGUCGGCAGAUGCAGCCAGCUCGUCUACGGCGUUGUUUUGAAACGAGAAAAGCACAGCUUGCACCUGUUGAGCAGCUUUAGAUAAGAAAUGUUGUUUGAAUAGGCCAUCAUCGAAAGUUCUUUGGUCGAUAAACUAUCCGAUUCUUUGCAACAUGUCUGCACAGAACCGUGUUGCAGGUCGAUAUUAUCAAGGAAUUUGUCUAACCUUUGUCGAUCGGUUAGGUCUUCACGUUUAACGAUAGAUCGUUUAAGUGUUUCACAAAGUUCAGAAACAUCACUAGUAAACAUACUAGGUGUUACGUACCUGUUGAAUUCGUGCGGUAGUGCCUUGACUACUGCGAGGAAUUGUGCAUGUGUGUCGUUCAUGCUGUGCUCGUAGAAGUCUGCCUCUGCGUAACAGAAUUAGGCUUCGAUAUUGUCUGGUCAGAUAGGCAUUAAUUGAAACGAAGGUGGGGAUAUAGUCUUUAUCUUAAGUACCUUGAGUGUCUGUUGAGCCGUGGUGAAAUAUCAAGUAUGCGAAUGAACGAGUGAAAUAUAUAUAUAUAUAUCACAAUGUAUGAAAAAUUAAAAUAAGGCAAUGAGAUGUAGAAUCCCAAAAAGGAACAGACUCACAGUUUGUAACAUGGUGUACCAGAUAACGUUAGGCUCACCAAUGAAGAUGCCACAGGUAUUCGGAGUUUUACAACACUUUAACCAGUAACACCUAAUAUGAAUCGUACCCAACUAGUGAAAUCAAAAGACAAAAGCGAGGAGGUUCAAAAAUAUAUUUGAUAGACUAUCAAUAUAUUGAGGACCAUGUGAUCUAAUCUGGCUAGCGACUGCAGGGGAAUGUUGAGUACGGCGUUCUCACUCGUGAUUUCGUAAGGAUGCAUGACCGAGCGCCUUCAGCUAGGUGAGUCCAUUAAAACUAAUGUGGUCAGCAUCCAAUAUUGAAGACUUAAAGAGCUAUUUAUUUUGGGGAUUUAUUUACCGCUACAUCGUAAUCGCUUCAAACAUAGCACACAUUAAAUCUAAUUGUAAUUAAAGUGAAAAAAUUGUGUAAUAUUUGAAAAUAUGAAAACAUGUGUAAGAAUCCAUUAAACUUUUCAAAUUAUUGUAAUGCUUAUCAAAAUCCAUGAUCAUUUUGCUAAGCACAAAUAAAUUGUUAAUAUAACAGUGAAAUGCAUUCAUUAUCAAGAAUUGUAGUUCAUUGGUUUCUUUUAUUUAUUUAUUUGAACACAUUAAUUUUGAUACAAGUGAGCAAUGAAUACAUAUGUGCCGUACAAGUCACUUGAUUUGUGUGUGCGUUGUGAUACUGCCUGGGUGCUCAGACCGAGGCAUGAAUUACUGUUAACACUAUGGAGAUUGUAAAUGUGAAAAUAAUGAAAUCAUGAGGCUUUAUGAAAACAUCUUUUGAGUAAUAUGUAAUAUGUCAAUUUCCAAAAUUAACGGUACUAAUUUUGCUUGUUAACAAAAUUAAAAAAAGGUGAAAUUAGCCAUUGGUAUUUAUUUACUUUAAUAGGAAAGAAUCAUUUCGUUUAGUUUUGAAAUACUUUUUUAAGUAUAUCAGAAUUCACUAUUCUACUUGAAAUCCUAUUCCAUUGUCAGUCCAAUAUGUACUUUAUUAAUUAUAUGUUUUAGUCAAACUUAUUUUCAGUAAUUAUACAUAUUUCUUCGAGUUUAAUAAAACAGAAGUACAGUAGUCAGUAUAAAGUUAAAACUAUUAGUCAAGUGCUUUCUUCUAAUCCAGUUCUUAUAUGAUGUUCAAGAAAUUUGGGCUAUCGAUAGUCCUGGCACGAAAGAACUAUCCAUGAUAAAAUCAAGUGAACUUUAGGUUGGGUUAUGAUUAUUUGAAAUCUUAUUGAUUACUAAAAACUAUAAUAAUGGUUGGAGUAAAGUAUGUUCAUAAUAAUUUGUUUCGUUAAAAUGAUUCUUCUUUCAAUUAUAUGUAGUUCGUCGAUCAAUGAAACAAAGCGUUAAAUUCUGAGAAUCACGUUCACAUGGACGCAUCAAACGAAAGUAAGAUUAAUUCAAUAAUUGAUAAAUUAUUAUUUAUCACGUAUUACAUCUGAGUAAAUUUUACAGAAAAUAAAGUAAACACGCAGAUCAGGUUCAAAACUAUUUUUAACCUGAAGUAAAUUCAUUAUAUUGUAGUCAGCACCAUGAAGUCUAUGCUUACAUGUUAGCCAUUUAUGCCGUUAUAGUUUUAGGAUAUUUGUAAGGUAUCAAAUUAUAAACUGGAGACUUUUAAAUUAUGAAGUAGUCUGAGACUACAAAAGUUUUCUAAAUGAAGUCAGCCUACUUUCAAAUAGAUGAAUAUUAAACACUAAAUACGACUAAUAUUCAGUAAUUUAAACUCAUAGUAAAACAUCUUUUAUUCAUUAUGUUACUUCCUUGAUCCGUUUGCUAACUAAUAUAUACAAGAACAGCUGAAACUCGAAAAUGGCAAAAUAAAUGUCGUAAUUUUAUAAUAAUGUCCUGAAAAGUGAUUUGGUUUACGGGCAAAAUCUCUGGCCAGUUAGAGUAAGCGUCAGCGUAAACGAAGAAAUUGGUACCUUGAGAUGGGAUAACAAAAUCAAUAUGUACUUGCGAUCAAGGUUCAUUUGUAGAUGACCGAGAAUGGGAUUCCCUUGAAAAUGAAGCUCAUUUUCUGCAUAUACUCACUAACUCUUCGACGUACUCAUCAAAGUUAGGCCAACAUAUGGAUCCGGACGAUAGAAUUCACUCUUUAAAGACCUGAGUAUGCUAUAUGAUGUUGUUGCAGGAUGGAUGAGAGUAGGUUAUCUGAAACGACCACACUGUCGACACAUAAUGCAAUCAUUCAGAAUGGAUAGCGACUGACAUAGUUGAUAAUACUGCUUUAACACAUGACAUGUGACUCGUGGAGACAAAUCACCCCAGAUAAAUUUGGUUAGUUAUUGUAAAAUAGGUUCACAAUGAGCAUGAUCAACAACUUGAGCAGCCAUUACUGGGUAAAUCUGUGUUGGGAUCACCAACAUUCUGUUCACAUCUUCGUCAACUGAUAUAAAAGCAACGAUGAUAUUGGAUUCAGAUAUAUCAUGAAAAUAUAUUGUACCGGUGGAAUCAGAUUCAGAAAUAUUAUGAAAACGUAUUGAAUGGGAGGCAUUGUAUCUUUCUCUCCACAUCACAUUACUUGUUGUUUCCCCCAUGAAGAUACACUUUAGAACUAUUGAAACCUGGAGAUAUUUUUUAAUUCAAAUUAUGUCAAAUAAACUAAACUACUUAUUAGUAAACAGUACGAUCCAAAAGAAAAUACAUGUAAAUACCUUUGAUUCCGAAGAUGAUGAGGAUACAAAGAAACAUUGAAUUAGUAGUUAAUUCAUCACAACAGUUGAAAGACAAUAACAAUGACGAUGGUAAAACUUAAAUUCAGUUGCAAUCACACAGAAUGUUGUGCUUUUCACUGAUUAGUUAAAUUGGAAGAUGACUUCUGGCAUGAUAUCUACAAUAUAACUACGUAAGUAAUUGUUAAAGAAGUUACCUAGAGUACAACACAAAAGUGACUGAGACUAGUAAAUCUGCAUUCAGACCACUUCUGAGAGAGAUAGAAUGUAUGAAUACUUGAAUUCUGAGUCUAACAUUGUAUGAAAUUUAGAUAGCACUUUACCAUUGCUGCUGAAGUCGGACCUGAUAAAUGGAACUCGAUUGCAAACCGAUUCACUUAUAACUGCGCAAAUUUCUGAAUCCCAUUUUGAGAACGAAAACAGUGACUUUAUUUAGCUUCAUACUAAUAUGAUUUUCCAUAUGGCUAACCUCACGAUAAUCUGCAUACAGAAAACGUUUAACCAUGCUGAAACAGUUGGAGACAUCAUUUACAUAAGUUAUAAAGAUCAGAGAACUCAAAGCACUACCUUUCAUCAUAUCACUUGUCAUC
Molecule: messenger RNA, 8323 nt
Organism: Schistosoma bovis
Lineage: Eukaryota; Metazoa; Platyhelminthes; Trematoda; Strigeidida; Schistosomatidae
Source: the annotation of a GenBank genome assembly